This is a messenger RNA of Paramecium primaurelia, 885 nucleotides long. NCBI's taxonomy places the organism in Eukaryota, Ciliophora, Oligohymenophorea, Peniculida, Parameciidae. The record is from the annotation of a GenBank genome assembly.
AUGUAAUUCAAUAAGAAUAAUUCAAUAUUUAUUGCUAGUUGUGGAGAUUUAGUUAAAGUAUUUUAUUUUCAAUAUGGUGCUUUAUCAUUUUUAUAAUAAAUGAAACAUCAUUAAUUAUCUGUAACAUUCUUGAGCUUUGUAAGAAAUUCUCAGUAUUUUAUGUCAUGUUGUGAUUAACAGAUUAAAUUUUGGUCAAUAAAUGGAAUAAAUAAUCAAAAAUUCAUCACCAAGGUAUAUGAAAAUGAAAGACACUAUAGUUGUUUUGCAAUAAGUGAUAAAAACUAAUUAGUUGUUGCUGGAAUUGAAAACAGAAUUCAAUUUUUGUAUGAAGAUAAUUAAUGGAAGGUAUAUUAAUAUAUAGAAAAUCAUAAUGAUAGGAUUUAUAAUCUAAGUUUUAAUGAAUCAGAAAAUAUACUGAUUUCUUUUGGGGGAGAUUAUAAAAUUUCAAUAAUGUAGAAAUUUAAUCAAUUCUGGAAAAUUAUUUAAAUAAUUAAUGUAGAUGGAUUUGGGAAUUAAGCAACAUUUAUUGGUGAUAAUACUUUUAUAUUUCAUCCUUGGUGUAGCAAAUACAUGUUCUAAUAUAUAUUAAAAUAAAAAAACAAUUAAAUAUUUUGUUUAUCAAAUAAAAUACAAAUGGAUGGUGAAGGGAAUUUAUGUAAUUUAUGCUUUUCAUAAUAUAUAAUGUAAAAGCGAUUAUUAAUAAAAUAAGAUAUGAAUUCAAUUCUUAUUUUUUAAUUUAUUGAAAAUUAAGAAUUGCAGUUUUAAUAAUCAUUAAUAUUUUAAAGUAUAUAAAUACAAGCAUCUAUGAGUAAUGAUGGAAAAUAUUUAAUCACUUGGGAUGGAUCUUCUAGGAAUAUUUAAGUGAUAAGUAUUGAAUAUCGCUGA